GCCAAGCCUCUAGCGGAGUGUGCCUGUUAAAUUUAGUGGAUCACCAAACCGAUAAAAGACAACCAUAAUUACAUAAUAGUCAUAUGUCAAUAUUUAUGGCGUGAGGGCAUCGUGCACCUUGUAUAGUGGGCAACAGACGGAAUUUCGACGCUGCGUCACGCCUCUGACAGAAUAGUGUAUUUUCAAUUUUGAUUUUCUUACAUAUCACAGGUCACCUCAUUGUCUGGGACUGUGUAGUCUGGGUGUAAUCAUUGACGUUCUCCAGUGCUGCCGCUAUGCUGGCACGGGUUCUAAAACCCCUGGGAUGUUCACUGGCGAGGAAAGUAUGCAAAAACCAUGUUCAUCAUGCAAGAACAUUGGCUCUGACUGCUCAUAGGCUGGUACACUCUGAACAUAAUGAGGACCAGAGAACCACUGUCACACUUCUUAACAAGGAGAUGGGUGAUCUGAUCAGUGUUGAUGGAGUGAGCCAGUUUGGCUUCCACCUGAACACAGGUGUAGUGGUUGUGGGCCCGAUGGCCGUGUUCCCGCGGACUGUGCUCGGCUGGAACGUCGGCUCGCACACCGACAUCACGCCCGCCUCGCUGUCACUCUUCAGCAUCAUGGAGCCACGUCUCGACUGUCUGGUCAUCGGCACAGGCGACCGGGGCACCACCGUCAGCAGGGACGUGAUUGCUUUCCUGCGCCAGAAGCGGAUCGGCUUCGAGAUCCUGCCCACCGAGCAGGCGGCCGCCACGUUCAACUUCAUGAACCUGGAGCGCCGGUGUGUGGCAGGCGCCUUCAUCCCGCCGGUGGACGUGCGGCUCUUGGACCGCGACCUGGAGCAGCUGGAGAAGGUGCGCCGUCGCGAGCUCAUCGACUCCUCGUAGAUCGGGGAGGAGCGGGUCACGGCGGCACCGCGACGAAAGGGGGGGGGGGGCACUGUGCCGCGGUGGCCAGUUUGUACAUUUGCGGCAGUGGUGCGGACGGUUGAGCAUCCGACGAGCGUGUGAGAGACCAGGAUUCAGGCUCAGUCCAGCGGGGUCUGACUGGCGCGACUGACUCCAGAUGUGUCAUCGUCCCGACUGACUCCAUUGAGUCCUUUGCGGCUAGAGGCGACACGUUGUUUUUCCUAUCGUUUGCUGGAGAUCAGAUGGUGGCCAGUCCCUGGCGCAAUAGACCAAAGCGUCAUUAGGA
Messenger RNA from Pollicipes pollicipes, 1176 nucleotides. RefSeq names its product NADH dehydrogenase [ubiquinone] 1 alpha subcomplex assembly factor 3. Gene Ontology annotation, biological process: mitochondrial respiratory chain complex I assembly. The coding region runs from base 276 to 869 and encodes 197 amino acids. Gene Ontology annotation, cellular component: mitochondrial inner membrane. The transcript is spliced from 4 exons. The record is from RefSeq and is a predicted model, not a curated record. NCBI's taxonomy places the organism in Eukaryota, Metazoa, Arthropoda, Thecostraca, Pollicipedomorpha, Pollicipedidae.